Molecule: messenger RNA, 508 nt
Organism: Bemisia tabaci
Lineage: Eukaryota; Metazoa; Arthropoda; Insecta; Hemiptera; Aleyrodidae
Source: RefSeq, a predicted model, not a curated record
ACAUGAAGGUGAUCAUGGAUUUUGUUCCAAAUCAUACGAGCAAAGAUCAUGAAUGGUUCAAAAAAUCUGUCUUGAAAGAGGCUCCCUACGAUGAUUUUUACGUCUGGAAAGAUGGGAAAGAAAAUAAAGAAAAUAAAGACGGAAAGCCGGCACCACCAAAUGAUUGGGAGUCAAUUUUCGCGCCUGGCGUGCCUGGGUCUGCUUGGAAGUGGAAUGAGCAAAGGAAACAAUUUUACUACCACGCUUUUAUGGAUGAUCAGCCCGAUCUUAAUCUGCGGAAUCCAAACGUCACGAAUGCGUUAAAGGAAGUGCUCAAGUUCUGGGUUCAAAAAGGAGUGAAAGGCUUCCGAUUGGACGCCGUUCUUCAUUUGUUUGAGGACGAGUCAUACCAGGAUAAUAAGGAGGAGAGCCAUAAGUACACUCAAAACCAGCCUGAAACGUACGAUUGGAUCAAGGAUUUACGUGCUUUUCUCACUCAGCUCGGAGGAGAGGAUCCAAACAGUGAAAU